Molecule: messenger RNA, 876 nt
Organism: Plasmodium gonderi
Lineage: Eukaryota; Apicomplexa; Aconoidasida; Haemosporida; Plasmodiidae
Exons: 2
Coding region: 1-876 (291 amino acids)
Source: RefSeq, a predicted model, not a curated record
AUGAAUAAGAGGAGUAAGGAAAAGGCAUAUGAAAGCAGACGAAAUGACAAGAAUGAAUUAGGAAAUAUAAAAAAUAAAUUGGAAAUUUUGAAAAACAAAACUGAAGUGAAGACAGAUCAAAAAUUAGAAAUCAUUAAGAAAAAUGUAGACCCUUUUAACGAUCUGAAAAUUCAUAUUUUAAAUGUGUUGGAUGAAACAAGAAAAUGUAUAAGGGAAAAGGAAAAUAUCCAAAAUAUUCAUGGGAAUAAUAUUGAAGCAAUAAAAAGGGGAAAUCUCAUAUAUAAUAAUAUGAAAAAUUUGGACACAUAUUUUAUAAAAUUAGAAGAAAUUUUGAAGAAACAGUUAAAACAAAUACAUACGUUUAGUAAGGAAGAGUUAUAUGACAAAAAUGAAACUUUCGAUUUGCUGAAAAAACAAAUUUACGAAUGUAAGAAGCUGAGCAAUUAUGAACACAUUAAGGAUACCUGUGUUAUGGAUUUCUCAGAGUUUAAGAACAAGCAGCAGAUUGAAAGAAAAGGAACUAGCAACAACAACAGCGAUGAGGACGAUUUAGUGAUAAUAAAUAAAUGGAAAGAACGAGAUAAAAAGUUUAAUGAAGAUAUUUUGAAGAUUGGAGAAGUUGUUGACCGAAUAGGAGUCAAUGCUGUUUUUUUAACACAGAAAGCCGAUGAACAGAAUGAAAUAAUUUUAGAUUUACAAGAUCAUACUGAUAAAACACAAAAUAAUGUAAAAGAAGUUAAUGUGGAAAUUAAGAAAGUUAUGAAAAAGCAUUCUCAAACCACAUGGUGCUGCAGGAUAUCUCUUGUCAUUAUUUUGGUUAUGUUAGUCCUACUAACGUCAAAUGUGAUUUCCAAUAAAUUUAUAAAAAAUUUAUAA